Punica granatum (pomegranate) is the source of this 1580-nucleotide messenger RNA. The record is from RefSeq and is a predicted model, not a curated record. Lineage: Eukaryota; Viridiplantae; Streptophyta; Magnoliopsida; Myrtales; Lythraceae.
GGACAUAUAUAUGUAUGUGUGUAUGUAUUUAUGUAUAUAUGUGGGGUGUGGCCUGCACAUUUAUAAAGGAGGGCAAAGGAAGUUGGGUUCCUCCUUCUAACUAGCUUAUGAGAUAGAAGAGAAAUGGAGCUGGUAGCCUAGCUGAGCUUCGUAGAGAAGGUUUUGUAAGAGAGAGAGGUCUUAUAUAUAUCAAUUGCAGAGAGAAAAUACAUAUAUAUAGGUAUAGAUUUUGAUAGACAUCGAGUAGCUAAGCUAGUGUUGUUGUGUUGUUAUGGAGGAGCUGAACCCAUUGGCCAUCACUCAUCUUCUUCAACACACACUGAGAAGCCUUUGCCUCCAUGAGAGCUCCCAGUGGGUCUAUGCUGUCUUCUGGAGGGUCUUGCCUAGGAAUUACCCUCCUCCCAAGUGGGAAGGUCAAGGAGCUUAUGAAAGGUCAAGAGGGAACAGAAGGAACUGGAUAUUAGUGUGGGAAGAUGGUUUCUGCAACUUUGCAGCGUCGACCGCAGUCGAGCCCGGGGAAUGCCAAGAGGGCUCAACGUCGGUGUAUGGGAACUGCGAGUUCCCACCCUACCAAGGCCUCCAACCUGAGCUGUUCUUCAAGAUGUCCCACGAAAUCUACAACUACGGUGAAGGAUUAAUCGGGAAAGUAGCAGCAGAUUACAGCCACAAGUGGGUGUACAGGGAGCCAAAUGAUCAAGAAAUCAACUUCUUGUCUGCUUGGCACAACUCUGCCGAAUCCCAUCCUAGGACUUGGGAAGCACAGUUCCAGUCUGGUAUAAAGACAAUAGCCUUGAUUGCAGUUAGAGAAGGUGUUGUUCAGCUAGGAUCCCUCCACAAGGUGAUCGAAGAUCUCAGCUACAUAGUUCUAUUAAGGAAGAGGUUCAGCUACAUAGAGAGCAUCCCUGGAGUACUCCUGCCCCACCCAUCAUCUUCGCCCUACACUUUCAAGAUGGAUGGGUCGCCGUCCGGUGCUCCUCCCGAUGCGUGGCACUACCAGACAGCACCACCGCCACCUAUAGCUCAUCAACAUCAGUUCUAUGACCCUGCUACCUUCGGAACCUACCAGACGCCUGCCAUGAAGAUAACACCCUCGAUGACCAGCCUGGAGGCCCUCCUCUCAAAGCUCCCAUCAGUGGUGCCACCCCAGCAGGGAUAUGGCUCUGAGCAUCAAUUUGUGACCCCGCCCAGGCCACUGGAGUUCAUGGGGGUGAAUGAGAAGGUGGAAGUGGCGGCCAAGCAGGAGGUGGCCGAGGAUGCAUACGGGAAAGGGAGCGGCGGUGGAGAGAGCAGCAGUUACGCUUAUUCUCAUCUUCAUCACUACCAAGACCUGAAUGCCAUGAGCAGCACAACGAGCAGUGGAUUCUAACGAUGAGCAAUAAUUUUUGGCAGUGCUAAUAGAUUAACUAGAUUUCAGAUGAAGUAGUCCUAAUCCUAAUGUUCAUCUUGCGUUGUGGCUUCUCAUCACUUGCACUUGCAAAUUUGCUGCGCAGUUUAAAAUAUAUAGUUCUAUAUGCAAGCUAAUUCUGUGUCUCCGGGCUCAUUUCAUUAGUAUAUGAAUUAAGAGACCUCUGUUUUCAAUA